AUGGCUGAGAGGGGCGACUGCCUCGCCAGUGUGUAUGGGUAUGACCUCGGGGGACGCUUCAUUGACUUCCGGCCCCUGGGCUUCGGGGUCAAUGGGCUGGUGCUGUCAGCUGUGGACAGUCACACGUGUCGCAAGGUGGCUGUGAAGAAGAUUGCCCUGAGCGACGCCCGCAGCAUGAAACACGCGCUCCGGGAGAUCAAGAUCAUCAGGCGCCUGGAGCACGACAACAUCGUGAAGGUGUACGAGGUGCUGGGGCCCCAGGGUGCUGACCUACAGGGUGAGCUCUUCCAGUUCAGCGUGGCUUACAUCAUCCAGGAGCACAUGGAGACGGACCUGGCACGCCUGCUGGAGCAGGGCACGCUGACGGAGGAGCACGCCAAGCUGUUCAUGUACCAGCUGCUGCGUGGCCUCAAAUACAUCCACUCUGCCAACGUGCUGCACAGGGAUCUGAAGCCAGCCAACAUCUUCAUCAGCACAGAGGACCUGGUGCUCAAGAUCGGCGACUUUGGGCUGGCGAGGAUCGUCGAUCAGCACUAUUCUCACAAGGGUUAUCUGUCAGAAGGGCUGGUGACAAAGUGGUACCGCUCCCCUCGACUGCUCCUGUCCCCAAACAACUACACCAAAGCCAUCGACAUGUGGGCUGCAGGCUGCAUCCUGGCCGAGAUGCUCACAGGGAGAAUGCUCUUUGCAGGGGCUCAUGAGCUGGAGCAGAUGCAGCUUAUCCUGGAGACAAUCCCUGUGAUCCGGGAGGAAGACAAGGACGAGCUGCUCAGGGUAAUGCCCUCCUUCGUCAGCAGCAGCUGGGAGGUGAAGCGGCCACUGCGCAAGCUGCUCCCCGAAGUCAACAGCGAAGCCAUAGACUUUCUGGAGAAGAUCCUGACCUUCAACCCCAUGGAUCGCCUCACAGCCGAGAUGGGGCUCCAGCACCCCUACAUGAGCCCAUACUCAUGCCCCGAGGAUGAGCCUAUCUCGCAACAUCCCUUCCGCAUCGAGGAUGAAAUCGACGACAUUGUGCUGAUGGCCGCCAACCAGAGCCAGCUCUCCAACUGGGACAGGUGCGGAUCCAGCCAGCCCUCUGUUCUUUGCAGAUACCCAGUGAGCCUGUCCUCAGACCUGGAGUGGAGGCCCGACCGGUGCCAGGAUACAAGCGAGGUGCAGCGCGAUCCGCGCGCGGGCUCAGCGCCACUGGCUGAGGACGUGCAGGUGGAUCCCCGCAAGGACUCGCAGAGCAGCUCGGAACGCUUCCUGGAACAGUCACACUCGUCCAUGGAGCGUGCCUUUGAGGCCGACUAUGGGCGCUCCUGUGACUACAAGGUGGGCUCGCCGUCAUACCUGGACAAAUUGCUAUGGCGCGACAGCAAGCCGCACCACUACUCGGAGCCCAAGCUUAUCUUGGACCUGUCCCACUGGAAGCAAGCGGCCGGCCCGCCCCCGACGACGGCUGCUACUGCGAUGGGGGCUACUGGAGCUGUGCAGCACGAGGAUGAGCCCGCCAACCUCUUCCUGGAGAUUGCGCAGUGGGUGCAGAGCACGCAGGCCGGCUCCGAAUGCGCCACCGCAGCCCCGGUCAGCCCCGAGCGCAGUCGGGCCGCCUCGCCCCCAAGAUGCCCCGCACCUGGCAGCGAUGGCGGCGCCAGCCCCCAGUUCGACUUGGACGUGUUCAUCUCUCGCGCGCUGAAACUGUGCUCCAAGCCGGAGGAGCUGCCAGACAGCAAGCUGGUUGACCUCAACGGCGCGUGCAUCUCCGAACACCCUGGCGACCUCGUGCAGGCAGAGGCCUUCUCCAAAGAACGGUGGUGA
Messenger RNA from Ochotona curzoniae (black-lipped pika), 1800 nucleotides. It is a transcript of the gene MAPK4, whose product is annotated as mitogen-activated protein kinase 4. Gene Ontology annotation, biological process: intracellular signal transduction; cell surface receptor signaling pathway; protein phosphorylation. The record is from RefSeq and is a predicted model, not a curated record. Lineage: Eukaryota; Metazoa; Chordata; Mammalia; Lagomorpha; Ochotonidae. Gene Ontology annotation, cellular component: cytoplasm; nucleus. Gene Ontology annotation, molecular function: ATP binding; MAP kinase activity. The transcript has 5 exons. The coding region runs from base 1 to 1800 and encodes 599 amino acids.